CUUCAGGUUAUUUGGUGGGACUAUAGCAUGCUGAAAGAGGCUAAAGUUGGAAACGGUGGUGCACGACAGUUAGGAGAGGGCGUGAAUACCGACUGCCUCAAAGCAGCAGCAGGUCAGCUAAAGUAUGUAUCUUAAAAGCCUUAUCGAAAGCAAUAGUCGCCGUGUUCAAUAGUUGCAACCCGGCGUUUACAGUGUGUAUGUUUCACCGGUAUCUUUCAUCGGCUGACCAACAGUUCCUGCCACCUAUGCUAACAAGCUUGGGCUGAAACGAGCAAAAGGGUUGUUUCCUCGCAAUGGCAAGGCGCAAAAAAACUGCUUGCGGCGGACGCCAUGGCCGCAGCGGCGGGACAGCAGCAGCAGCAGGACAGGAGGAGCAGGGCAACAGCGGGACUUCUGACGCUUUUACAGCAAUCGUCAGAGAAAGCGCUCAGCAGCUCCCACGGGCAGUCGAGCGGUUGCUGGAAGGUCCCGCUACGCUGAAGGAGGCGACAUACCUGGACAUCUCCAAGCACAUAAACGUCCUGAUCGACUAUUCCUUAGAGGAUAUUGAUGACGGGGGUACAGCUCGUAGCGUUACGUUGCUGCGUGACGGAUCUCUCCAGCUUGCAUUGCUGCAGCUCACCGCUGUCACAUCGCGGUUCUCGCUAGAAGAAGCAAGUGGCCUCCCGCGCGACACAUCACAAGGCGACAAAACCUUUGUUGAGCUCACCAGCUCGCUCGUGGCCUUCCUGCUGGGCCAGGCCACAUCCUCUGCUGUGGAGUUUGCCCUCAAGCUGCUGCGUAUGCACACCCUGCAGGCCUUCAGCCGUCAAUUGGCAGCUACCGCAGAGCUCUUGUUAGGCUCGACCACUUCAUCUGUCGGGCAGCUCAGUAUGGCACUUAGCUUUGCCGAGAACGCGCUGAUGAUUAUCCAAAGCUUAAUCUACGCCUUAGAGGAGCAGGGCGAGCUGGGGCCAUCAAGCGACCAAACAUCUUUGCAUCAGCACGCGCCCAACAUGCAAUUCCGCAACGAGCUUGCAUCCAACCUGGUCGACAGCAGUGUGCUGGAUCACAUUUCCCGGGUUCUGCUGCUGGUGCAACUGAAUCACGGGAUGUCUGAUGGGUCCAACGACGAGCUGGACGGAGCCCUGCGAAUGCCAACAACGCUGUUGAACCGGGUUCUGCUGCGCAUCUAUUACAGUACCCCUCAAUUCCAGGCGGCGCUGUCCGGCCGCUGUGUGCAGCAAGCGGCUAUAGUGCUAGGCCUGUCUGCGCUGUGCGCGGCGGACGACGGUCCUUCCUACGGGCUGCCGUCAGAGCUGAUGCGCGGUGUGCCCUUGCUGCUAGCGCCUGGCGAGGGCGAUAGCUGCUGCUCCUGUUGCGGCGUUGUCAUCAACGAGUGCAGCAGCAGACCGUCGUACCUAAACGACGAUGUCUUCUUCGGGGUGCUGGCUGCACUGGAUGCUGAGUCAGCACCUACAUGGAUAAGCCGGCGGGCCGCCCUAACGCUGCUGCUGCGGAUUGGGCGCUUGGUUGUGGCUUCCGGGCAGCUGCAUGCCACAGGGGUGUCCGGAGGAGCAACGGGUGAUAGCGGCCAUGGCGGCAGCAGCAGCAGCGGCGGCCGCACUGACGGCGGCAGCAGCAGCAGUACGGCAUCUGGGUCGGAGGGGAGUCGGGUCAGGCGGCUUGUGUUGCGGCAGGGGGACCUUGCCGGCCUCGCGCUGCUCGUCCUUGAUCGCGCCGAGAAGCUGAGGGCGCUGCAUCCGCAGCCAGAAGGUUCCGCGUCCUGGGCAGCCGAGGCGGGGGAAUGGUGGCGGUUGCUGGUGGAGGUCAUUCGGUACACCGUCCAAGGAGCCGAACAAUCCCAGCAGUCAGCGCUUGGCGCAAUGCUGAUGCGGUCACUUGCGGGUGCAUCGGUGGCGUUUUUUAACGGGACGACCCCGCUGCCUCCCUCGCUGCCCCCGCCGCCUCCCGAGCUGGCAGCUGCUCUGUCAGCCGGCGUGCUGCCCUGCCUUGAGCGCCUGCUGCGUCGCACCGGCAGAGAUCUCCUAAGCCCUGAGGCGUCUGUGUUGUACGACAUGGAUUCAAGCGCGUAUUCCCGCACGGUUACUUCCCUGUUUGCGUACGGCGAUUUACGCCAGGCAACGGCGCUGAUUACGACGUUGGCCAAGAUCCUUCGAUUGGACCCACGGGUCGUGAUAGAAAGCGGGUCGUCAAUGCACCGUGCGGCUGAUGCGCUAGCAGGCUCACGCGU
This is a messenger RNA of Astrephomene gubernaculifera, 2233 nucleotides long. Lineage: Eukaryota; Viridiplantae; Chlorophyta; Chlorophyceae; Chlamydomonadales; Astrephomenaceae. The record is from the annotation of a GenBank genome assembly.